UGCCCCAUCAUUAGUGUCAGUGUGGGGAGGAAUAGUGCCCCAUUGUUGGUGUCAGUGGGGGGAGGAAUAGUGCCCCAUCGUUGGUGUCAGUUGGGGGGUGGAAUAGUGCCCCAUCGUUGGUGUCAGUGGGGGGGAGGAAUAGUGCCCCAUCGUUGGUGUCAGUGGGGGGAGGAAUAGUGCCCCAU
Molecule: messenger RNA, 185 nt
Organism: Staurois parvus
Lineage: Eukaryota; Metazoa; Chordata; Amphibia; Anura; Ranidae
Source: the annotation of a GenBank genome assembly